AUGGAAGUCGGAAGAGACUCCAACGCCGUCAGCGGCGGCCGCUUUCUGGAGGGUGAUUUACCGGAGUGGUUCUUAUUCGAGUUGUUACACAGACUUCCGGUUAAAGACGUGUUGAGGUUCCAGAGCGUCUCAAAACAAUGGAGGUCUUUGAUCUCCGAACACUCCUUUCCCGAUUCGUAUAUCUCCCGACUACCCUUCUCCGAACGUCGCCCAUUCAUCUUUCAUCCGUCCAAAAACCAAGUAAUCGAUGGAGAUGAUGGAAUCAGGUCAAAAUAUCCAGAGGGUCAUUUUCUUACUCUACCGACUCCAAAGAUCAAAGCCUCAAAAUCAAGAGGUCCAGGGUAUUAUUUCCGUACUCUGGGAAUUGACAAGGGAUUUCUUCUUGUCUGCUGGUUGGUUACUGUAAGCGGGGAACUAUCUGACUAUACGAUAUACAGUGGCGGAUUUCACAUCUGUAGUGGCACCACUCAUCAGCGGCUCAGCCUCCCUCCCCUGCCUCCGGACUCUUCUUUCACCAAAGAAGGUGUUUGCUUUAUUGCCCAAGUGAACGAAUCUCGAAAGGUUUUGACCAGUUUUAAAGUGAUUGUGCUUGAUUCUAUACCUCUAAAUGGUUGUUUUGUGGUGAAUAUAUUUUCUUCAGAAACAGGGAGAUGGGAGCUCAUCAGAGUACCGUUUCAAGGUCCAACAACGCUGAUCCUCCAUUCCCGGAGGCCUGUUGUUCUAAACAACACUAUUUAUUGGGUCACUAAUGAACGAUUGAAUCAUGGCUCGUCCUUGGGCAAUGUUCAGAGUAAAAUUCUAGCCUAUGAUCCUCAUGUCGACCCUGAUCAUUUUCGCAUUAUUGAAUUCCCAAUAGACUAUGAACAUCCAAAUCCCCCCAACGCAUCUAAUGAGUGGUUGUUUUUUGAUUCCAAAUGCGGCGUUUGUCAAGGACGACUCAAGUAUUUCAAGAAGAAUGAAGAAAAGGGUAGGGAGAAGACAUGGUUGAAAGUAUGGGAACUCCAAGAUGACGGCAACAGUUGGUGCCUUCAACACACUAUCAAAUUUGACGAUGUUGUAGACGGUGAUGGUCGUAUUCAGUCUCCCAUAAGAAUCUGGAAGGUCGUAUCAUGUCAUCCAUCCGAUCCAAAUGUGAUGUAUUUGGAUUUGGGGCGGGAAAUGGGAAUGGUGUCGUUCAACAUAUUGACUAAGAAGUUUGAACAAGUUGGUCCACACAUCUUUUUCGAUGAUUUGUUCGUUGUGGAGAUUCCACCUUGGCCCUUCUCCAUUCCACCUUCUCUUAUGUCUGUUGGAGAUCAUGAGUGA
Molecule: messenger RNA, 1305 nt
Organism: Oldenlandia corymbosa var. corymbosa
Lineage: Eukaryota; Viridiplantae; Streptophyta; Magnoliopsida; Gentianales; Rubiaceae
Source: the annotation of a GenBank genome assembly